Messenger RNA from Klebsormidium nitens, 959 nucleotides. The record is from the annotation of a GenBank genome assembly. Lineage: Eukaryota; Viridiplantae; Streptophyta; Klebsormidiophyceae; Klebsormidiales; Klebsormidiaceae.
AUGCAUCUGGGCGAUGGUGGCUUGGAAAGUUCAGUGCAUAGACCGGGGAGGCGGAGGAGGGGCCGGCGGCGGCAGGUGCACGUAUGUGCAGGGAAUGCUUCGGACGCCGACGAGAAGCCACAGAUCAAUGGGAAAACAAAGCGAGAUAUGUUGCUGGAGUACGUCAAGAACGUGAAGCCGGAGUUCAUGGAUCUCUUCGUCAAGGGCACACCAGAGACGGUCGUGGACGCCAUGCGACAAACGGUGACCAACAUGCUCGGCACGCUGCCCCCACAGUUUUUCGAGGUGACCAUCUCGACGGUGGGCGAGAACCUGGCGCAGCUGAUGUACAGCGUGCUGAUGACGGGCUACAUGUUCCGCAAUGCCUACUACCGCAUGGAGCUCGCGCACACGCUGGAUCUGCAAGCCCUCCCGGACCCAGAGCGCUGCAAAGAGGCGGACUCGCACUACGCGCCCGGCGUUCAGACGACCCGCGUCUCUGGCGAGGUGGUUCGGUGGCACAAGGUGAACGGCUCGGAGGCGGUCGCGGCGGGGGAGUACAUCGAGAUGCUGGAGGGCGAGGUGCGCGGGCUGCGCGCGCAACUAGAGCGGAGCCAGCGGAGCGCCGCGGGCGGGAAUCAGCUGCUGGACUACCUUAAGGCGCUGCAGCCGCCGAACCUGCAGGAAUUGACGAGUAGUGCAGGGGAGGACGCACUAGAAGCAAUGAACUCCUUCAUCCAGAGGCUGAUGGGUAUAUCAGACUCUGCGGAACUGAAGGCUUCCUCCUCGGUAACAACGGCCACAGAGCUAGCUAAAUUGCUUUAUUGGUUGAUGGUAGUUGGUUACAGUAUCCGCAGCAUAGAGGUCCGGUUCGACAUGGAAAGAACGCUAGGAGUCCCAAUAACUUCGAAACUCGGUGAACUGCCACCAGGGGAAAUAUUUUGAAAGCCCAUUGCACAAAAAAUUGCAUGCCUUUGCAC